Stegastes partitus (bicolor damselfish) is the source of this 2022-nucleotide messenger RNA. It is a transcript of the gene ubald2, whose product is annotated as UBA-like domain containing 2. Bases 140 to 664 code for a protein of 174 amino acids. NCBI's taxonomy places the organism in Eukaryota, Metazoa, Chordata, Actinopteri, Pomacentridae. Gene Ontology annotation, molecular function: protein binding. The transcript is spliced from 3 exons. The record is from RefSeq and is a predicted model, not a curated record.
GAAAAUAUUGUUGUUGGAGCUGCGGAGCCUCGGCGGAGGGACACGGACGGACACACGGAACGGAUCGAUUCCAGCCGACGUUUCUUUUCUUUUUAUUUCGGUUUGUCGGUGAAGCAGCAGCGAGUCUCCCGGAAGCAGCAUGUCGGUGAAUAUGGACGAACUCCGGCACCAAGUCAUGAUCAACCAGUUUGUUUUGACGGCAGGCUGCGCCGCCGAUCAGGCGAAGCAGCUCCUCCAGGCGGCCCACUGGCAGUUCGAGACGGCGCUGAGCUCCUUCUUCCAGGAGGCCAACAUCCCCAGUCACCACCACCAGAUGAUGGUGACUCCCAGAAACACUCCCGCCACGCCACCCAACUUCCCCGACGCCAUCACCAUGUUCUCGAAGCUCCGGGCCUCCGACUGCAGCGCCGGUUCCUCCCAAGCGUCUCUGGCCUGCUCCCCUCCGGCUCCGUCCUCCACGUCGGGCUUCGGCUCCUUCUGGGCCUCGUCGCCGCCGAGCCACCAGCCGGCCUGGCUGCCGCCGUCCUCGCCCACCGGACACCAUCAUCACCAUCACUACCAUCAUCACCAUCACCUGCCUCAGACGCCCAUGUGGCCGCCGGCGUCGCAGCCCAGCGGAGCUCAGCAGCCGCCCGUCGUAUCGGCGCUGCACGGACAGAGAUGAGGCCGAGCGGCGGGACGGAGGCCGAGAUUAACGGAGGGAUCACCAGGAAUAAGAGGACUCCGCUGUUUAGUGUUUUCGGACUGAAGAAGAGACUCGAACCGAACCGAGCCGAUCUGGACUCGACAGGAGAGCAGCCAUGACAUCCGUCUGUGAUCUUUGUUUUAUCUUUUUGUAGAAACUCUGGUUUGGUAGAAAUAAUCCGGUGAGCAAUAACCAGCAGACCAACAGGACGAAGAGACGCUGAAGAGUUUCCAUCUACAGCCAUAAACUCUGCAGAGGAACCAGUUUGUGCUUCUCAUCUCAACAGUUUGCUGAAGGUUUUCCUGCAUCUGCAUGAAAAAUAUUCUGUCUGCUGCACAGAUGUUUGUUAAAACAUCUGCUGGAAACGACAAACUGUGUGUCUGAGCUCAACCAACCAAAAUUUUAAGUAAAUUUUAAUCCUUUUUUUAAGCCUUUCCUGGUGUUUUUAUUUGUGUUGUGUGCACUGGAGCUGAAAGUGUUCAAUUAAUCCAAGCACAUUUGAAACUUUUUUGUCACAUUUUUGCUGUUUUAUAUGAGUGUUAACUAAAUAUUUUGGUGGUUUUACAGAAAAUGACACAUUUGGGGGAAACUCAAAGGACUAAAAAUCAAUUGUAGUGACAACUAUGCAACUAGAUCUGACCAGAAAUGAAGAAAAAAAACAAAAACAAACUCCAACUGAAUCAUACAUUACUGACAUUUACUGUAGAAUAAUGUUCAAACAGUCCAACUUUUCUAUUUUUUCAGGCUUUUCAAUGCAACAUUGACGUAAUUUAACACUAUAUUGAAUCAUUUUAUGUAAAAAUUCACCUAAAUCAUCAGUUUCUGCAAUACAAGAGUCAACUGGAUGAUUUCUGGGUGCAGCUUUUACUGAAGAGGCAAUUGCGACGUUAAUUUAGGACAAUAUAAUAAACUUUAAUUGCAUUUAAUGGAGUUAAAAUGCGAAGCUAAUUAUUCUACUGCAGACAAAGAGCUUGUUAAAGACGUUAAUGUGGGAAAAACUGUUUAAAAUGUUCUUGAGUCAUUUCUGGCUGCCGCUUUGUUCAGACUUUGGAAAGAACUCGGAAAAUGUUUUAAAAAUUGUGCAGCAGAUGUGAUGUUUUCCAUCCAGAUGUUCACUGAGGAUUUGUUGCUAAACCAGCAGCUGGUUUUUCUCUGAUCAGUGGAUAUAAUUUCACAUUUUGUACAUUUUAAUUGUGAGAAGUGCAAACUGGGGUUUGGUUGGAAAAUGAAUUGUAAAGUGAAAGUUUGCAAUAAUUUGAUUAUGUGAAGCAGAAAGAAGAGAAGUUCUCUGUUGUAAAUAAAAGCCAAAAGAUUUGUGUGGACGCCACAGAAACAGG